CCGGCCUGUGCGUUCCACUUUGCUUCCGGUCUGUGCGUUCCACCUUACUUCCAGACUGUGCGUUCCACACACAGGAAAAGCGUUAUUACCGACUUGUAGUCUUCGAUUGUCGUCGAAGUCAGGUUAUAAGAUAUGACUGAUCUUAAGGUAGAAGAUGUAGAGGGAGAAGAAGAAGAAACGAAUGUGACUGAUAUUAAGAUAGAAGAUAUAGAAGGAAAGGAAGAGCCAUGUAUAAUUGGCAUUAAGGUGGAAGAUGCAGAGGAAGAAGAGACGUAUGUGAGGGGUGAUCAGCAGUGGAAGGAGGAGGAAAUCCCUACAGCCAUCAGCACAGAUGGAGCCAGUAACAGGAAUACCCCAGAGAGAUGUCCCCGUCCUCUGUAUUCCCAGGAUCAUUCAGAGGAGAAUCACUGGAUCCCACAGGAGCAUCAGGGUGAAGACGUGACUGAUAUGAAGGCAGAAGAUACAGAGGGAGAAGAGACGUAUGUGACUGAUAUAAAGGCAGAAUAUAUAGAUGGUGAAGAAGAGGCAUGUGUGACUGAUUAUAAGAUAGAAUAUAUAGAUGUAAAAGAAGAGAUGUACGUGAGGAGUGAUCAGCAAUGUAAGGAGGAGGAAAUCCCUACAGAUAUCAGCACAGAUGGAUGUAGCAGCAGGAAUAACAACAUCACACAAGGUUCCCCAGAAGAAAACUCUCUUCCCCAAGAUAUACAUCCAGAACUUUACAGUUCCACUACAUCACCUUAUGCUUCUAAUAAUAAUAAUGGCACUAUUUGUCCUGAUACCUCAGAUAUUGCUACACAAAGGACAGCUCAUAUGGGUGAUAAAUUAUAUCCAUGCUUUGAGUGUGGGAAAUGUUUUACACAGAAAUCACAACUUGUUAGGCAUCAAAGAUGUCACACAGGUGAGAGGCCAUUUCCAUGUUCUGAGUGUGGGAAAUGUUUUAAACAGAAAUCUGCUCUUGUUAGACAUCAGAGAAGUCACACAGGUGAAAGGCCAUUUCAGUGCUCUGAGUGUGGGAAAUGUUAUACAUGGAAAAUAGAUCUUGUUAGACAUAUGAGUAGUCACACAGGUGAGAAACCAUUUCCAUGUUCUGAAUGUGGGAAAUGUUUUAUAAAGAAAACAGAUAUGGUUAGACAUGAGAGAAGUCACACAGGUGAGAAACCAUUUCCAUGUACUGAAUGUGGGAAAUGUUUUAUAAAGAAAUCUGAUCUUUUUAUACAUGAGAGAAGCCACACAGGGGAGAAGGUAUUUUCAUGUUCUGAGUGUGGGAAAUGUUUUACACAGAAAUCAGUUCUUGUAACACAUCAGAGAAGUCACACAGGUGAGAAACCAUUUUCAUGUUCUGAGUGUGGGAAAUGUUUUACACAGAAAUCGGCUCUUGUUGAACAUGAGAGAAUUCACACGGGAGAGAAGCCAUUUCCAUGUUCCGAGUGUGGGAAAUGUUUUACACAGAAAUCAGCUCUUGUUACACAUCAGAAAACUCACACAGAUGAGAGGCCAUUUCCAUGUUCUGAGUGUGGGAAAUGUUUUAAACACAAAUUACAUCUUGUUACACAUCAGAGAAUUCACACAGGUGAGAAGCCAUUUCCAUGUACUGAGUGUGGGAAAUGUUUUACACAGAAAUCAGAACUUGUUGAACAUCAGAAAACUCACACAGGCGAGACACCCUUUCUAUGCUCUGAGUGUGGGAAAUGUUUUACAAAAAAAUCAAAUCUUGUCCGACAUCAGAGAACUCACACAGGUGAGAAACCAUUUCCAUGUUCUAAGUGCGGAAAAUGUUUUUCACAGAAAACAGAACUUAUUACACAUCAGAGGACUCACAGGUGAGAAGCUGUUUCCAUGUUCCGAGUGUGUACAUUUUUUUACAUGUAAAUCACAUCUUGUUACUCAUGAUAGAAGUCACACGGGUGAGAGGCCAUUUCCAUGUUCUAAGUGUUGGAUUUUUAUUUUCUGGGUGGGGUGGGGGCAAACUACACACGUUAUUUGCCACUAGAGUCCUCAAACAGGUGAGAAAUAUUUUCAUGCUCCUGAGUGUGGGAAAUGUUUUAUAGAAAAAUCAGAUCUUGGUAAACAUCCGAGAAAUCGUACAGGUAAAAACAAAUGAACAAGAUAAAUAUCAGAAAAAGUAUUGUAUAGCCUUGAUCGAUUUUUGCUGGAACUGGAGUUUUGUUUAGGAAGAUGCACCUACUCUGUGACUGUUUCUACUUACCUGAUUUUUGGUUUCAUUGGAAUUAUCUGGUUCUGAACUUCUGUAACCCAUGCUGAUUAUAACACACGUAGCGAUGUGUGCUUAAAUUCUAAGCAAUCUGACUAGAUUGCUUAGAAGUUAAGCACGGAUCUCUCCAUGGGGUAAAUUUACUAAGAUGGAAGUUCUGUUUAAGAUGGGAUGUUG
This is a messenger RNA of Pseudophryne corroboree (corroboree frog), 2389 nucleotides long. Its product is annotated as gastrula zinc finger protein XlCGF26.1-like. Gene Ontology annotation, cellular component: chromatin; nucleus; transcription regulator complex. Gene Ontology annotation, molecular function: RNA polymerase II cis-regulatory region sequence-specific DNA binding; DNA-binding transcription factor activity, RNA polymerase II-specific. The coding region runs from base 133 to 1824 and encodes 563 amino acids. The transcript is spliced from 5 exons. The record is from RefSeq and is a predicted model, not a curated record. Gene Ontology annotation, biological process: regulation of transcription by RNA polymerase II. Lineage: Eukaryota; Metazoa; Chordata; Amphibia; Anura; Myobatrachidae.